UGUCCGGAGGCAAUGAAGCCGGCUUCAGAUUGGGAAGUUCAUCAGCGUCAGGGUGUUUCAGUAGAGAGUAUAGCGCCACCGCCGCCUUUCUCGCACGAGCAGUAUCCGUUAUGAUCGAACCUAGGAUAACGGUUGACAUUUACAUAACGCCUCUGCAUCAGCCCACGUGGUGGUGGUACUGGUCGUCGUCGUCGUCAGACGUGGAGUUGGAGGCUUGGAACGCCACCGACCGAAGAAGAUGAAGCUGCAACCAGGCCUAUCUGCGAUCGUCACCGGCGGAGCCUCCGGCAUCGGUGAAGCACUCAGUUCUGCUCUUGGAAAAAAAGGAGUUUUUGUCACAAUUGUAGAUUUAUGUGAAGAAAAGGGAAAGAAAGUUGCCUCCAUGUUUGAAAAAGACUUUAAGGAGCUUUACCCAAACAUGAAAUCUCCUUGUUCUAUGUUUAUUAAGUGUGAUGUUUCAAAUCAUAGUGAUCUUGUUGCUGCCUUUAGGAGGCAUUUGGAUGUAUUUGGGGGAUUAGAUAUCUGUAUCAAUUCUGCUGGCAUCGGUACUCCAGUGCUAUUCUAUAAGGAUAAAACAGAUGGUACAUGUUCUUGGAGACGUACUGUACAUGUGAACCUGAUGGCUGUUAUUGAUUGCACUCAACUUGCGAUUCAAGCUAUGCAAACAGGAGGGAAACCUGGAGCUGUUGUGAACAUUGGCUCUGCAUCAGGGAUCUAUCCUUUCCCGGCUGAUCCAGUAUAUUCAGCUACAAAAGGAGGUGUGGUUAUGUUUUCUAGAGCUCUUGUCCCAUAUAAGAGCGAAGGAAUACGUGUUAAUGUUCUGUGUCCUGAGUUUGUUCGUACUGACAUAUCUGAGAAGGUAGACAAGAAACUGAUUGAAUUAGCAGGAGGUUUUUUGCCAAUGGAGAUGAUUAUAGAUGGUGCAUUUGAACUUAUUGAAGAUGACAGUAAAGCCGGUGCUUGCUUAUGGGUUACAAACCGUAGAGGCAUGGAAUACUGGCCCAGUGAAACAGAAAAGAGAAAGUACCGAAUCAAUCCAUUGAAGCCAAAAGCCUUGAUGCACCAAAGUCAGUAUAAUGUAGAGAUACCAAAUAGUUUCCUUAAAGUAAUCGUUCGAAACCUUGAUCACAACUUCCGAAAGGCUACAGAAGUUGUAAGAGCCCAGUUGAAUUAUCCAAUUAAGUCUGACCAUGUUGUUGUGAAGAUACUGUAUGCUGGUGUAAAUGCAAGUGAUGUCAAUUUUACUUCUGGUCGUUACUUUGGUGGCAAGGAGGCAUCAAGCACUCGUCUUCCAUUUGAUGCUGGUUUUGAGGCUGUGGGUUUAGUUGCAGCUACUGGAGAUAUGGUUAAUGAUAUUAAAAUCGGCACUCCUGUUGCAGUUAUGUGUUUCGGAGCUUAUGCUGAAUUUACCACGGUCCCUGCAAAACAUGUUUUUCCAGUGCCAAAGCCUGAUCCAGAAAUUGUGGCUAUGCUUACUUCUGGGCUCACUGCAUCGAUUGCCUUGGAACAGGCUGGCCAUAUGCAAUCUGGACAAGUGGUUCUUGUUACAGCUGCAGCUGGGGGAACAGGACAGUUCGCUGUGCAGCUUGCAAAAUUGGCAAGAAAUAAGGUGGUGGCAACCUGUGGUGGUAAGAGAAAAGCUGCAUUCUUAAAAGAGCUGGGAGUUGAUCGGGUCAUAGAUUAUAAAUUUGAAGAUGUUAAAGCUGUUCUGAAAAAGGAGUUCCCGAAAGGUGUUGAUGUUGUCUAUGAGUCUGUAGGUGGUCAUAUGUUUGAUAUAUGCUUGAAUGCAUUGGCGAUUUAUGGACGGAUGGUUGUCAUUGGGAUGAUUUCUCAGUACCAGGGUGAACACGGAUGGAAGCCAUUGAGUUAUACUGGACUAUGUGAGAAGAUUCUUGCAAAGAGCCAGACUGUGGCUGGGUUUUUCCUCAUACAGUAUGGCCAUUUGUAUAGAGAUCAUUUGGACAAGUUGUAUAAUCUCUUCUCAGCUGGUAAAUUAAAGGUAUUAGUUGAUCCGAAUCAGUUCUUUGGACCGGGUUCUGUGGCGGAUGCAGUAGAAUAUCUACAUUCUGGUGAAAGCCUUGGAAAGGUGGUUGUCUGUAUGGAUCCAAGUUUCAGUAAGCAGAGAGCAAAAUUGUAAAUGUUCGCAUGUGCAGAGAAGAAUGACUUCGUGCCAACUUGCAUACAAUUCUGAAAAAUAAAAUAAUACCAUCCUUGGAGAAGUUGCAUACGGGUCGCUGCUUGGAUAAUAAACAUCAGGUCUUGUAUGAAUUAUUCCCUGGAGAUUACAUGGAUAUAAAUGGACGGCCGUCUUGUUCUA
Molecule: messenger RNA, 2317 nt
Organism: Nymphaea colorata (pocket water lily)
Lineage: Eukaryota; Viridiplantae; Streptophyta; Magnoliopsida; Nymphaeales; Nymphaeaceae
Exons: 18
Coding region: 239-2137 (632 amino acids)
Cellular component (GO): mitochondrion
Molecular function (GO): zinc ion binding; oxidoreductase activity
Source: RefSeq, a predicted model, not a curated record